GCACAUUUUUGGACCCCCUUGAGGAAGUAGACACGGAAAUGUCUUCGGAUCUGUGAGAAGUUGGCAAAUAUUUAUUUAUACUUGUAUUUUGUGUUGAUUCAAGUAAAAUGGACAGAUUCACAUGGUCAAAUGGUCUUCUGGAAAUGAAUGAAACAUUGGUGAUUCAACAACGAGGUGUCAAACUUUAUGACGGAGAAGACAAGGCCAAGUUGGAUGUUGGAAUUGCUCUGCUGAGUACUCACCAGUUAAUAUGGAGGGACCUGAAGAAUCAUGAAUGCUGCAUAGCCAUACCCCUUUCUCAGAUCAUCUACUUUGAGGAACAAGCUGCGGGUAUCGGAAAGAGAACACCCCCUCUCUCUCUUGGCUAUUUCUUCAGGAGGCUGACCGAGGAGUUGAGCCAGAAGAGAUGGGAGAGUACGCCCAUGUCACAACCCAUCCCUACGGCAACCAACUCACAGACAGGAAGGACGCGAGCGGUGGGGAUCGUUGGCAUCGAGAGGAAGAUAGAGGAGAGGAGGAAAGAGACAGAGAAAAAUAUCUCAGAGGCCUUUGAGGACCUCAGUAAGCUGAUGGUGAAGGCGAAGGAGAUGGUGGAGCUGUCCAGGUCCAUCGCCAACAAAAUCAAAGACAAGCAGGGAGACAUCACAGAGGAUGAGACUAUCCGGUUCAAAUCCUACCUGCUCAGUAUGGGUAUAGCCAACCCCGUUACCAGGGAGACGCACGGCUCAGGUACCCACUACCACCUACAGCUGGCCAAGCAGCUGGGAGACAUUCUGCUGGCACCACUAGAGGAGCGUGGUGGGAUGAUGGCUCUGACUGAAGUGUACUGUCUGGUCAACAGAGCUAGGGGAAUGGAGCUGCUGUCUCCAGAGGAUUUGGUGAAUGCCUGUAAGAUGUUUGAGUCGCUGAAGCAACCACUGAGGUUGCGUAUCUUUGACAGUGGUGUGAUGGUGGUUCAGCUGCAGUCCCACAGUGAGGAGGAGAUGAUCUCUUCGGCCCUGGACAACGUAACUGAUAAAGGCUCUCUGACAGCUGAGGAGUUUGCCAAGCUGCUCGGUCUCUCUGUUCUUCUGUCUAAAGAAAGGUUGUUACUAGCAGAGAAGAUGGGUCACCUGUGUAGAGACGACUCCGUGGAAGGACUACGGUUCUACCCCAACCUUUUCAACAGUCAGGCUUGAUGUAAACGCGUCCAAAUAGUACCCUAGUCCCAGUAUAGUGCACUGCUUUUGACCAGGGGUCCAUAGGGUUUUAGUGCACUAUAAUCGGUUCUACUAAAAACUCUUCUCCACUCAUGUCUGAUCUGAGGACAGCAUGUGUUGUGGGUUCAACGACUGGCAAACCAAACCCCACUUCUCAGUUGUACCGGGUAUACUACGAAGCAGGAUCAAUGAGUUAGCCAACUAACUUGCCUAAAUACUCUGAAAUUAUAUUCUCAACAUGCUUUUUUUUUUUUUUUUUUGAGAAAGAUACAUUUAAAAUGGACAUGGUCUAAUAAUUUUAUUCAGAUAAUCUCUCAGUUUAACUUUCUUAACGAAUCAGAAAAUUCAAAAGAUAUUUCUGUUUGUUGAUUUUAAAGUUACCCGACCAACUAGUUGAUCCUGCAUUGUAGCAGAGCCCUCCGUAUCCAUGGUUACUGCGUUGUGUUGAUACAGUAGAAAAGAGAAGGGUGACAUCUAUCCCAGACCUCACCUUGCUAGCACAAAGGGUGUUGUUCCUACGACUGUUCUCUGGACUCUCUAGAGCCGUUUGGGCCUUAGAGCGCUGGAGGAAAGUCAAAUGUAUCAGAAUAUAUCUCGUCUCCUUAGUCCCAGACAACAAUAAUCUAGAAUAGAUGUGAAUGGUUAAUAAGGUAAAGGUUUUUUUUCCCGUGUAUUGGAUAAUAAGGUUAACGUUGUCUGUCUCGAUGCUUUCAGUUUGAUAUCAGGUCUGUAUCUGACAUCAUCAACAUUGUACCUAGUGUUGGAUCUCGGUAACACUGUGGAACUAAGUUGUAAAAUACCAAACUUCUCGUUUGAAUGUGUAAAGUGUGUUUACUGUUGAAACCUUUUACAGGUGCAACGUCUCAGUACGUCUGAAACCUCCUUUUUGAAGAGAGUCUUAAAUAACUCUCACGUUGUACCCAUCACCCCAUGCAAUGUGUUCCUUUACUUGAUAAAGACUGGGUAACAUAAUGGUCAA
Molecule: messenger RNA, 2178 nt
Organism: Oncorhynchus tshawytscha (Chinook salmon)
Lineage: Eukaryota; Metazoa; Chordata; Actinopteri; Salmoniformes; Salmonidae
Gene: vps36
Product: vacuolar protein sorting 36 homolog
Exons: 14
Coding region: 108-1178 (356 amino acids)
Biological process (GO): protein transport to vacuole involved in ubiquitin-dependent protein catabolic process via the multivesicular body sorting pathway
Cellular component (GO): late endosome membrane; ESCRT II complex
Molecular function (GO): phosphatidylinositol-3-phosphate binding; ubiquitin binding
Source: RefSeq, a predicted model, not a curated record